Styela clava is the source of this 1228-nucleotide messenger RNA. NCBI's taxonomy places the organism in Eukaryota, Metazoa, Chordata, Ascidiacea, Stolidobranchia, Styelidae. The record is from RefSeq and is a predicted model, not a curated record.
UUUCAUACUCUGUAUUCGCGUUUGUUCACCAGGUAUAUAUCAAUGGAAAAGCAAUAGAAAUACUCGAAUACCAGCUAUAACAGAUACUUGGGCUCGGAAACAUAAAAAAUAUCACAAAAUUGAAUUUGUUUACUGGGAACAAUGGCACGGCCAACAAUCCGCGCCUCGGUGAAGUUAUCCCUUUGGAUGAUGACAUAAAACUUAUACAGCUACCCGGUACAGCUGAUAUUUCAUAUCCACCACAAAAGAAAAGUUUCGCGAUGCUGAAAUUCAUUUAUGAUAAUCAUUUAAACGAUUUUGAAUGGUUUGUGCGAGCUGAUGACGAUAGUUACAUAAAAGUUGACAAACUCGUGAAAUUGUUAAGCAGGGUUAAUUCUUCAAAACCUUAUUACAUUGGACGACCAAAACAAGGAAAACCGAUCGAUUCUAUGAACCCUUUGGAUAUUUACUGUGUGGGUGGUAGCGGAAUGCUAUUCUCACGGAAACUAUUGAAUUUAAUCGGUCCACAUCUAGAAUCAUGUCUUAGUGAAAUGUACUCCGGACACGAAGACGUAGAAAUUGCACGAUGCAUAAGAAAGCAUACGGGCAUAGCCUGCUCUGACAGCAAUGAAUCGAUGGAUAUGUUUUAUCAAAAUUAUGGUGGAAAAAGUCGUAAGAAUAUUUAUGGUCGAAAUAUUAGAAAUAUUUCGAGGAAAAACAGAACCAACGCAAUAUCAUUUCAUGCAAAUAAAGACCCAAAAUAUCAAUAUAAACUUCACAUUGGAGUAUUGCGAGACCAAAUCAGAACAUUGUUGAAGACAAUCACAAACUCUAGGGCUGCAGCAUCAUUCAUAAAUAGGCUACUUUGAUGACGCGUUUAUAGUACUACCUGUCUUUCAUCUGCUGCCAUUUUUAUUGUCAAGCACGUGUAAUAUACUAUUUCCAGCAUUUUGGAUGAUGGUUUCACACUGAAUUGUAAUUGAUAUAUAUAUUUAUAUAUGAAUCAAUAAUGUAGAAAAUGGGUCGCAGACUUUGGCAUGAUAACUGGCAUGAAUUCCACUUUGCAAUUGGCUUGUAUAUGCAAUUUCAUUUCCAUCGGGAUGAUUCUAAAAUUAACAGGUUAGAAGUUCUCCAUGUUUUUUUACUGAAGUUUUAUUAGCCAGAUGACAACGUUUUUGUGGCUACGGUUUCAUUCAAUCAAAAAGAAAUAUUUUUUUGAAAUUUAUACUGCUUUUGAAAAAUGUUUCGC